AUUUCAUCGCGACAGCGUAAUAAGUGUUACAGAUAAGCUACUAGUCCAUUCUAUUAAUUGCUGGAAAAAUCAUCCACGAUGCGACGUUUCCUAAGCAAGGCGAUUGGUGUUCUGACUGGACUUACGCUGCUUCUGCCCUCAGUGAUACUGGCAGAUAGCGAGCUGAACCUCAUCAAUCUUGCGGCAAACGAAUCAGCCAUCAUAUCCUCGCCAUUCUAUCCAAGCAACUACCAGAACAAUUUGGACAUCCAGUGGGUUAUCCAAACAGCGGAGGACUUUAGAAUCCUCCUCAGUUUCCUCGCUUUCAACACGGAGAGUUGUUGCGACCAUCUGAGUGCCGGGAACGGGAUCGAUUCUGCAAUUUCCUCUACAAGGAUCUUCCGGUUGAGUGGGACCCUUCUCCCGCUUGAUACGACCUCAACCGGCAAUGCCAUGUGGCUUAGGUUCACAUCUGAUGGUAGUUACACCAAAAGUGGGUUUUCUUUAUCAGCUCGAAGCUUUGGAUCAAGUGGUAAGAGUGCGUACAACUAUGAUUAUUUGGAGGUUGGCAAUGGCCGCAACUCUACUGACUCCUCCAGUAGGGUGUUCCGUCGGAGUGGGAGAAUUCUCCCGCCUGAUACGCCCUCAACCGGCAAUGCCAUGUGGCUAAGGUUCACAUCUGGUUCUAGUAGCACCAGCAGUGGUUUUUUUCUAUCAGCUCGAAGCGUUGGAUCAUUUGGAUGUAUAUUGAACUCUUGUCUGAACGGCGGGACGUGUCGACCAAUUGGAUGGUCAGGCUUCAACUGUGAAUGUCUCGAUGGGUUUGAAGGCACGAGGUGUGAAAUAGAGCUGAUCAAUCUCACGGAAAACAAUUCAGCCAUCAUAUCCUCGCCAUCCUAUCCAAGCAACUACCAGAACAAUCUGGACAUCCAGUGGGUUAUCCAAACAGCGGAGGACUUAAGAAUCCUCCUCAGUUUCCUCGCUUUCGACACGCAGUACAACUAUGAUUAUUUGGAGGUUGGCAACGGCCGCAACUCUACUGACUCCACCAGUAGGGUGUUCCGUCAGAGUGGGAGAAUUCUCCCGCCUGAUACGCCCUCAACCGGCAAUGCCAUGUGGCUAAGGUUCACAUCUGGUUCUAGGAGCACCAGCAGUGGUUUUUCUCUAUCAGCUCGAAGCGUUGGAUCAUUUGGAUGUAUAUUGAACUCUUGUCUGAACGGCGGGACGUGUCGACCAAUUGGAUUGUCAGGCUUCAACUGUGAAUGUCUGGAUGGGUUUGAAGGCACAAGGUGUGAAAUAGAGCUGAUCAAUCUCACGGAAAAAAAAUCAGCCAUCAUAUCCUCGCCAUCCUAUCCAAGCAACUACCAGAACAAUCUGGACAUCCAGUGGGUUAUCCAAACAGCGGAGGACUUUAGAAUCCUCCUCAGUUUCCUCGCUUUCGACACGCCCUACAAUGAUUAUUUGGAGGUUGGCAACGGCCGCAACUCUACUGACUCCUCCAGUAGGGUGUUCCGUCGGAGUGGGAGUAUUCUCCCGCCUGAUACGCCCUCAACCGGCAAUGCCAUGUGGCUAAGGUUCACAUCUGGUUCUAGAAGCACCAGCAGUGGUUUUUCUCUAUCAGCUCGAAGCGUUGGAUCAUUUGGAUGUAUAUUGAACUCUUGUCUGAACGGCGGGACGUGUCGACCAAUUGGAUUGUCAGGCUUCAACUGUGAAUGUCUCAAUGGGUUUGAAGGCACAAGGUGUGAAAUAGAGCUGGUUGCGGCAAAGGCCACAAUCUACAUAUCCUCGCCAUCCUAUCCAAGCAACUACCAGAACAAUCUGGACAUCCAGUGGGUUAUCCAAACAGCGGAGGACUUUAGAAUCCUCCUCAGUUUCCUCGCUUUCAACACGCAGUACGAUGAUUAUUUGGAGGUUGGCAACGGCCGCAACCCUACUGACUCCUCCAGUAGGGUGUUCCGUCGGAGUGGGAGCAGUUCCCCGCCUGUUACGUUAUCACACAGCAAUGUCAUGUGGCUAAGGUUCACAUCUGGUGGUGCUGGCACCAGAAGUGGGUUUCUCGUAUCAGCUGAAAGCGUUGGACCAAUAGUUCGUAUUGGAGCUACUGUGGCCCAUCCCGCUGCACCGACUACCAUCCCCGCUGCAACCACUAAAGUCGUCAAGAAGGGCUGCACGGCUCCACCCAAAUUGAACCACGUGACGAUAGCCGAAGGGCAAGAUCACGUAUUUGAACCGGGCGAAGUGGCCACUUUCACGUGUAGUGUUGACUUUGUCGUCAGGGGAACCGACCGUCACUACGCAGAGCGAGUCUGCCAAUCAGACGGCUCUUGGUCCAGCAAACCAGUGGAGUGUUCUCCGGUAGAUGAUCCCAGAGCUAAUGAGACGUUAGUAGGGAAGGCAGCAGGAGGGGGAGUGGCCGGAGGAGUUCUCUUCGUGGUCAUCCUGCUUCUUGGUUUCCUCCUCAUCAGAAGAAGGUGGAGGAAAAACAACAACCAGAGAACAGUUCGAGCCCCAGGUACAGGUAUUGCGCUGAUAUCUUCUGGCAAUACCUACAACGAUCCACGCACAGACACAAACCCACCACCGGUACAUGAGACUACCAUCAGCGGAGCUGCUGCAGCCGCAGAUGCAGAGUGUGCGACUGAAAAUGAGGUUAACCUGAAGGUUCCUCUGCUGCCUACCCCAUCACCCCCAGAUGGGCCACCCCCGAGUUACGACUACGUACCAGGAAACUAGCCGGAAGAUGGACCGCCGACUUAAACAAAAGUCAUGUUAC
Molecule: messenger RNA, 2752 nt
Organism: Patiria miniata (bat star)
Lineage: Eukaryota; Metazoa; Echinodermata; Asteroidea; Valvatida; Asterinidae
Product: cubilin-like
Exons: 13
Coding region: 79-2712 (877 amino acids)
Molecular function (GO): calcium ion binding
Source: RefSeq, a predicted model, not a curated record